AUCAUGUGGAUCUUCAACAAAGGCCUAGCAAAGUCGCAUUUUUAUGUUUGGUACCUGGGAUCCAAGGAGGCCGAUGGAGUUCGAGGUACGACUGUAGCGUUGCCAGCAAUGCGCCAGUUGCUUCGUGACAGCUUCAGACGAACACCCAACAAAGCCACAGUACAGAUCAGCGGAAAAGGCCUAAAACUGAUCCAGACAGUGCCAACGAUGGGUAAAAGUGGCAAAAUCAAAAUGCAGCUUGUGAAAUUUCAAAUUGCUGCAAGCAAUAUCACGUACAGCAUGACAGGAAAACCUCCAUUCGACGAUGUCAUCGCCGUAGUCAUGCUUGUAUUCAAUCCUGAAAUGCAUAGCCCUAUCCACGUUCACUGUUACAGAUGUGAUAGUGCUGAAACCGCAGCAAUCAUGCAGGCCAACCUACAAGUUCUCAUUGGACGUCCAGAUACGCAGCGUUCGAUUGCCGCUCUGGAACAGCGACUCCUCAUCAACGAUAUUCUUUCAAAUAAGGGAAGAAAUAACUAUCAGAAAAGUCUUGAUGGACGUCUACCAAACGGUGUUGUUGAUGAAUUAAAACGAAAACUUUCAAGCAACGAAGAACGUGCUCCAAGAGGCCGAAGCAAGUUCUCUCAUUCCGCCACAGUAUCCGAUCGAUAUCGGGAACCAAUCCCAAAUUCUGAGCCAAGGCUAAGGCUUUUUGGUGAUACCAUCAUUCGUAAUGGUAAAUCUCGGUCUGUUGAUAAUCUCACAGUAUCAACUCAGGUUUCAAGGUAA
Enterobius vermicularis (human pinworm) is the source of this 768-nucleotide messenger RNA. Lineage: Eukaryota; Metazoa; Nematoda; Chromadorea; Rhabditida; Oxyuridae. The record is from the annotation of a GenBank genome assembly.